CGGACCCCGGGAAGAAAAGAACAUGGCUCCUGCGGCAGAGGGCAGCGCCGCUCCGGGGCGCGCGGGGCGCCAGUGACCGCGAUGGUGAACUCCAACCGCGUGCAGCCGCAGCCGCCCGGGGAUGCCAAGCGCUCGCCCGCACCGCGAGCUCCCGGGUCAGGCCGGCUGGCUGCAGGAGGCGCGGCUGGGGGCGCCGGCCUGGCCGUCCCGGGAGGCCUCCGGGAGCAGCGGGGCCUGGAGAUCGAGAUGGAGCGCAUCCGGCAGGCGGCUGCGCGGGACCCCCCGGCCGGAGCCUCGGCCUCCCCUUCUCCUCCGCUCUCGUCGUGCUCCAGGCAGGCGUGGAGCCGCGAUAACCCGGGCUUCGAGGCCGAGGAGGACGACGACGACGACGAGGUGGAAGGGGAGGAAGGAGGGAUGGUGGUGGAGAUGGACGUGGAGUGGCGCCCGGGCAGCCGCAGGUCGACCUCCUCCUCGGCUGUGAGCUCGGCGGGCGCCCGCGGCCGGGCGCUGGGGAGUUACCGGGGCGCCGGGCACCCGAGCGGGAGGAGGCGCCGGCUAGAGGACCAGGGCGCGCCGUGUCCUAGCCCCGCAGGCGGCGGGGACCCGCUCCAUCGCCACCUCCCCCUGGACGGGCAGCCGCCCCGAGUGGCUUGGGCCGAGAGGCUGGUGCGCGGGCUGCGAGGUCUCUGGGGAACAAGACUCAUGGAAGAGAGCAACACUAACCGAGAGAAAUAUCUGAAAAGUGUGUUACGGGAACUGGUCACGUACCUCCUUUUUCUCAUAGUCUUGUGCAUCUUGACCUAUGGCAUGAUGAGUUCCAAUGUGUACUACUACACGCGGACAUUGUCACAGCUUUUCAUAGACACCCCAGUGUCUAAAACAGAGAAGACUAACUUUAAAACUCUUUCUUCGAUGGAGGACUUCUGGAAGUUCACAGAAGGCGCCUUCCUGGAUGGGCUGUACUGGAAGGCACAGACUGGGAACCACACACUAGCUGAUAACCGAAGCUUCAUUUUCUAUGAGAACCUGCUGCUCGGAGUGCCUCGUCUACGCCAACUCAGAGUCAGAAACGGAUCCUGCUCCAUUCCUCAGGACUUGAGAGAUGAAAUUAAAGAGUGCUAUGAUGUCUACUCUGUCAGCAGUGAGGACAGGGCUCCAUUUGGACCGCGAAACGGAACUGCGUGGGUCUACACGAGUGAAAAGGACUUGAAUGGGAGUAGCCACUGGGGAAUCAUUGCCACGUACAGUGGAGCGGGCUAUUACUUGGAUCUUUCCAGAACCAGGGAGGAAACGGCUGCUCAGAUUGCUGGCCUCAGGAGAAACUUCUGGCUGGACCGGGGGACCCGAGCGACUUUCAUUGACUUUUCAGUGUACAACGCGAACAUUAACCUGUUCUGUGUGGUCAGGUUAUUGGUUGAAUUCCCAGCCACAGGUGGCGUGGUGCCCUCUUGGCAGUUCCAGCCUGUAAAAUUGAUCCGCUACGUCACAGCUUUUGAUUUCUUCCUGGCAGCCUGUGAGAUUAUCUUCUGUUUCUUUAUCCUUUACUAUGUGGUGGAAGAGAUACUGGAGAUUCGGAUUCACAGACUACACUAUUUCAGGAGUUUCUGGAAUUGUCUGGAUGUUGUGAUUGUUGUGUUAUCCGUAGUAGCUGUGGUAGUUAACAUUUACCGACUGUCAAAUGGAGAGGGUCUGCUGCAGUUUCUCGAAGAUCGAAGCACUUUCCCCAACUUCGAGCAUGUGGCAUACUGGCAAAUACAGUUCAACAAUAUAGCUGCUGUCAUGGUGUUUUUGGUCUGGAUCAAGCUCUUCAAAUUCAUCAACUUUAACAGGACCAUGAGCCAGCUCUCCACAACCAUGUCCAGAUGUGCCAAAGACCUCUUUGGUUUCACCAUUAUGUUCUUCAUUAUUUUCUUGGCCUAUGCUCAGCUGGCAUACCUUGUCUUUGGCACUCAAGUUGAUGACUUCAGUACUUUCCAAGAAUGUAUCUUCACUCAGUUCCGCAUCAUUUUGGGUGAUAUCAACUUCGCAGAGAUUGAGGAAGCUAACCGAGUUUUGGGACCACUUUAUUUCACUACAUUUGUGUUCUUUAUGUUCUUCAUUCUUUUGAACAUGUUUUUGGCCAUCAUCAAUGAUACUUACUCGGAAGUGAAAUCGGAUCUGGCCCAGCAGAAGGCAGAAAUGGAACUCUCAGACCUUAUCAGAAAGGGCUACCAAAAAGCAUUGGUCAAACUAAAACUUAAAAGAAAUACUGUAGAUGACAUUUCAGAGAGUCUACGGCAAGGUGGGGGCAAGUUAAACUUUGAUGAGCUUCGACAGGACCUGAAAGGGAAAGGCCAUACGGAUGCAGAAAUUGAGGCCAUAUUCACUAAAUAUGACCAGGAUGGUGAUCAGGAACUGACAGAACGUGAGCAUCAACAAAUGAGAGAUGACUUGGAAAAAGAGAGGGAGGACCUGGACUUGGAACAUAGCUCUUUACCUCGUCCCAUGAGCAGCAGAAGUUUCCCAAGAAGCCUGGAUGACUCUGAGGAGGAGGAUGACGAAGACAGUGGACAUAGCUCCAGGAGAAGGGGCAGCAUCUCCAGCGGGGUUUCCUAUGAAGAGUUCCAGGUACUGGUGAGACGUGUGGACCGCAUGGAGCACUCCAUAGGCAGCAUCGUGUCCAAGAUUGAUGCUGUCAUUGUCAAGCUUGAGAUCAUGGAGCGGGCCAAGCUGAAGAGGCGAGAGGUGUUAGGACGGCUGCUGGAUGGGGUGGCUGAGGAUGAGAGGCUGGGUCGUGACAGUGAGAUCCACAGGGAGCAGAUGGAGCGCCUGGUACGGGAAGAGUUGGAGCGCUGGGAAUCGGAUGAUGCAGCAUCCCAGACAGGUCAUGGUCUAGGCACACAAAUGGGACUCAACGGUCAGCCUCACCCCAGAAGUUCCCGGCCUCCUUCCUCCCAGUCUGCAGAGGGCCUGGAAGGUGGAGGUGGAAAUGGAAGUGCCAAUGCCCAUGUGUAAUAAUCCACGAGUGUUUGUAUGUGUGUUCCCGAGAUCCCAAGAGGUGGGUGUCAGGUAGGACAAUGGCAGUUAUGGUAUUUAUACGCCCGGCUACGUGAUGAUGCUGGUCUUUGUGACCAAUUGUUAUAGUUUUCUGCACUUUUAAUUUAUUUUACGUAAACUUUACCCAUGAUUCAAGGAAGAUUGUUUUACUUUUUCUCAUAUGAGAAAUCUAGAUGUAAAUACUGAGUUCAGAAGACAAAAAAACAAACAAACAAAAAAACAAAAAA
This is a messenger RNA of Peromyscus leucopus (white-footed mouse), 3263 nucleotides long. RefSeq names its product polycystin 2, transient receptor potential cation channel (gene Pkd2). The transcript has 15 exons. Gene Ontology annotation, molecular function: potassium channel activity; voltage-gated sodium channel activity; signaling receptor binding. Gene Ontology annotation, biological process: release of sequestered calcium ion into cytosol; potassium ion transmembrane transport; detection of mechanical stimulus. NCBI's taxonomy places the organism in Eukaryota, Metazoa, Chordata, Mammalia, Rodentia, Cricetidae. The record is from RefSeq and is a predicted model, not a curated record. Bases 82 to 2994 code for a protein of 970 amino acids. Gene Ontology annotation, cellular component: membrane.